AUUGGUUGGAGAGUUUGCGUCAAAAAGUUGCCAGAGAGGCGCUUUCUCAGCAAAUCUGUCUGAGAGCGGAACCUUCCUCAGCUCCAACUCAGCCUCCUCUAUUAUUAAAAAUAAAAAUCGCUAGAGCAGCUCGGUGGUCACAUCUACUUUGUAUGUAUCGUGGACGGACACACGCUUGUAUACAACUCUGGCCACUUCAUUUUCUGUUGUCUAGGAAAGGAUUUUUUUUUUUUUUGCUUAUGUUUGACUUUUUAUGGAAGGGUGAAGACUACCAGCUUUUUUUUUUUUUAACUGAAUACUCUUGAUUUCUUUUAGGAUAGCUGGCUAUUUGGAAUCUUGAAGGAUAAUUUGAUUUUUUUUCUUUUCUAACCUCCAAUGUGGCUGUAAGCUCCAUCACGCCAAACCCACCCACCAAGGACACUGACCCUGUCCACUCCAGGAGAAUCGCGACCGUCCGGCUGGGUUCCCCCAAUUUGGGCCGACUUUGCGCCUCCAAACAACCUUAGCAUGAUGUCUUAUCUAAAGCAACCGCCUUAUGCAGUCAAUGGGCUGAGUCUGACCACUUCGGGUAUGGACUUGCUGCAUCCGUCCGUGGGCUACCCGGCCACCCCCCGGAAACAGCGGCGGGAGAGGACUACAUUCACCAGGGCACAACUGGACGUUUUGGAAGCUCUGUUUGCCAAGACCCGGUACCCAGACAUCUUCAUGCGGGAGGAGGUGGCUCUGAAAAUCAACUUGCCGGAGUCCAGGGUACAGGUAUGGUUUAAGAACCGAAGAGCUAAGUGCCGCCAACAACAGCAGCAGCAACAGAAUGGAGGUCAAAAUAAAGUGAGACCUGCCAAAAAGAAGACCUCCCCAGCUCGGGAAGUGAGUUCAGAGAGUGGAACGAGUGGCCAGUUCACCCCCCCCUCUAGUACCUCAGUCCCCACCAUUGCCAGCAGCAGUGCUCCCGUGUCUAUCUGGAGCCCAGCCUCUAUCUCCCCGCUGUCAGAUCCCUUGUCCACGUCCUCCUCCUGCAUGCAGAGGUCCUACCCUAUGACCUAUACUCAGGCUUCAGGUUACAGUCAAGGAUAUGCUGGCUCAGCUUCCUACUUUGGGGGCAUGGACUGUGGAUCUUACUUGACCCCUAUGCACCACCAGCUUCCUGGACCGGGGGCCACACUCAGUCCCAUGGGUACCAAUGCAGUUGCCAGCCAUCUCAAUCAGUCCCCAGCUUCUCUUUCCACCCAGGGAUAUGGAGCUUCAAGCUUGGGUUUUAACUCAACCACUGAUUGCUUGGAUUAUAAGGACCAAACUGCCUCCUGGAAGCUUAACUUCAAUGCUGACUGCUUGGAUUAUAAAGAUCAGACGUCCUCAUGGAAAUUCCAGGUUUUGUGAAGACCUGUAGAAGCUAUUUUUUUUUUGUGGGUGAUUUUUAAAUAUCCUGGGAUGGACACAUUCCAGUUUUAGCCAGGCAUUGGUUAAAAGAGUUAGGCGGGGUGAUGCCCAGCUCCUCUGAUCAAAGUUCCCAAGAGGCAUAGAAGGAAAAAAUGAAAGGCCUUAGAGGGGCCUGCCAACCAGCAACCUGAGGUGGACAAACCAAUCUUAAGAUUCUAUCAUAGUUCUAGAUCAUUGGUUUUCUGAUUUGCAAAUGAUUAGACAAAUAUUCUAGUCACACGCAACCAAGCACACUCAAAAUAAAGAUCAAACAAAUCUAAGUUGAGAGGGAAGGUCAUACAUACCCUUCGAAGCAGAGGUUUUUAGCCAAUCCUUGGUUGAAUCUUAGGAAUGGACAGUGUCCCAAGCUCAUUCGAGUUUCAUGACCAACUGGUAGUUGGCACUGAAAAACUUUUCAGGGCUGUGUGAAUUGUGCGACUGAUUGUCCUAGAUGCACUACUUUAUUUAAAAAAAAAUAAUGUUCAUAAGGAGUCAAUAUGUAGUUUAAGAGACAAUCAGUGUGUGUCUUAUAUAAAUGGUACAUCUGUGGUUUUUAAUCCUGUGCUAGACUUCAAAACUGUGAUCUCCUGUUAUUGUAUGCAACCUUGAACUCCACCUAUGCAGGGGUUCUUCUGUGAUUAAAUAGGUUAUAAUUAUAAGCAAAAUUCAGAGCAAUUGAACACUGAUGUGGAAAGAUUGACUUUGGCUGGAGGUGAGUUGCCCUGCCAUCUCUGGUCAAGGAUGGAGAAGCAGCAAAAGGAUGCUGACUCGUCCGUAAUUUCUCGGUGGUAAGCCUGGCAGUGGGAAGCCGUUGAUUGCUGCUCUGACCCUGGUGAAUCUUAAGCUGAGAUCAUUGUCAUUUAUGCUUGCAGAUGUUAACUGGAAGUUAUAUAUGCAUAAACCCUUUCUUCCUGGAUUUGGCAGAUAUGUAUAAUUAUAUUAAAAUGGUUCUAGCACAA
Molecule: messenger RNA, 2375 nt
Organism: Mesocricetus auratus (golden hamster)
Lineage: Eukaryota; Metazoa; Chordata; Mammalia; Rodentia; Cricetidae
Gene: Otx2
Product: orthodenticle homeobox 2
Exons: 4
Coding region: 508-1377 (289 amino acids)
Biological process (GO): multicellular organism development; regulation of transcription by RNA polymerase II
Cellular component (GO): nucleus
Molecular function (GO): RNA polymerase II cis-regulatory region sequence-specific DNA binding; DNA-binding transcription factor activity, RNA polymerase II-specific
Source: RefSeq, a predicted model, not a curated record